UCUCCUCUCCUCGGCUUUCCUUCAUGAAUAAAUAAAAAAGUCGGUCUAACCUCUUAUUUUCUUUCGCGAGUCAACUCGACUUCCAGCGCACUUUUCUGCUCAAUGGGUUUGUGGGUGUGACGGGUUUUGCUUGUAACUUGGCGCUGAUAAAGAAGGGAAAGAAAAAGUUGAACAACUAUGACGGGCGUAGUUUAAAAAAACGACCACGAUGGCCGUCUGGACGAGAGCUGAUAAGAACGGACUUCUGGACCUUCUGCUCCGGGACCGCUGGAUUAGGGUCCUGGCAGAACUCACCCGUGAGACCCUAACUUUGACAGCGGAUGCCGAGCCCAUCGGACCGGGCGGCAGUGCGGAUUACAGCCCCUCGCCGGGCCUGUGGAACGGGCUGUCGAACGGGACCGAGUCGGGCGGUCCGACCCGGACGCAGAGCCAGCACCCGAACCACGGCGCGCUGAGACGCACCGGGAGCCCGGCGGGCGGCGGGGUCAGUCGGGCUCAGACCGACACGGGCUACGCUUUCGGCAGCCCGGGCUCGGGCAGGAUCGCUCAAGAUAACGGCACCAGCUCCGACCUGGGCAGCCCCGGCUCCAGUUACGGCAGCCCCGGCUCAAGCUUCAGCAGCACCGGACCCCUGAGGCUGGGCGAUACCCACCCCGGCUUGGAAAGUGCCGGCUCCGAGGCGGUGCGGAGAGUGCGAGUGGUGAAACAGGAGUCCGGCGGGCUCGGCAUCAGCAUCAAGGGGGGACGGGAGAACCGCAUGCCCAUUCUCAUCUCCAAGAUCUUCCCCGGGCUCGCCGCAGACCAGAGCCGGGCGCUGCGGGUCGGCGAUGCCAUCCUGUCGGUCAACGGCAACGACCUGCGGGAAGCCACGCACGAUCAGGCCGUGCAGGCGCUGAAAAAGGCCGGCAAGGAGGUGACUCUGGAAGUGAAAUACAUCAAAGAGGUCACCCCACUGUUUAAGAAGCCCUCUCUGGUGGCAGACCUGGCCUGGGACGGCGUGCCGCCCCAGUCGCCCAGCCUGAGCGGCAGCGAGGACUCGGGCUCCCCCAAGCACUGCGCCAGCUCCAAGGACAGGAAGGUCAUCCCCCUGAAGAUGUGCUUUAUCAGCCGCAACCUCACCAUGCCCGACCUGGAGAGCAGGCUGAUCGAGCUGCAUUCCCCGGACGGCAGGAACACGCUGGUCCUGCGCUGCCAGGAUGCCCCCACGGCGCACUCCUGGUUCACCGCCAUCCACGCCAACAUCGCCGCCCUGCUGCCGCAGGUCCUGGCCCAGCUCGGCUCCACGCUGGGCUCCAGCAGCGCCAGCAGCCACCGCGAGGUCAAGCACAUCGGCUGGCUGGCCGAGCAGAUCAAGCUGGACGGAGGGCGGCACCAGUUCCGGCCGGUGGUCAUGGCCCUGACGGAGAAGGACAUCCUGCUGUACGACAGCGUGCCCUGGACGCGAGAGGCCUGGGCAGCCCCAUGCCAGAGCCACCCCCUGCUGGCCACCAGGCUGGUCCACUCGGGCAGCGCCAGGAGCUCACCCGCCCUCGGCUCGGAGCUGGUGUUCGCCACGCGCACGGGCACCCGGCAGGGCAUCGAGGCGCACCUCUUCCGGGUGGAGACGCACUGGGACCUGUCCUCCUGGACCCGGAUGCUGGUGCAAGGCUGUCACAGCGCUGCCGAGCUGAUCAAGGAGGUCUCCAUAGCUUGCACGCUGAACGGACAAGAUGUCCGGCUCUCGAUUCAUUACGAGAAUGGAUUCACCAUCACCAGGGAAGGGGCCGGUCCGGGGAGCACCACUGUCCUGUACCGCUAUCCCUUCGAAAAGCUCAAGAUGUCCGGGGACGAUGGGAUCAGGAGCCUCUUCCUGGACUUCGGAGGACCAGAAGGAGAGAUGGUGCUGGAUCUUCAUUCUGGCCCCAAACCAGUUGUCUUCGUUCUGCAUUCUUUCCUGUCGGCCAAAGUGACGCGCAUGGGACUGCUGGCGUGACCGGGGGUAGCGGCUCCACCCGGAAGGGAGAAGGCGGCGGGAUUCCGUUUUUUGUCCUCUCCGCUCCCGCUCUC
Molecule: messenger RNA, 2046 nt
Organism: Lepisosteus oculatus (spotted gar)
Lineage: Eukaryota; Metazoa; Chordata; Actinopteri; Semionotiformes; Lepisosteidae
Gene: sntb2
Product: syntrophin, beta 2
Cellular component (GO): intracellular anatomical structure; synapse; dystrophin-associated glycoprotein complex
Molecular function (GO): protein binding; structural molecule activity
Source: RefSeq, a predicted model, not a curated record